Molecule: messenger RNA, 1863 nt
Organism: Nannospalax galili (Upper Galilee mountains blind mole rat)
Lineage: Eukaryota; Metazoa; Chordata; Mammalia; Rodentia; Spalacidae
Product: alcohol dehydrogenase 6-like
Biological process (GO): retinoic acid metabolic process; retinol metabolic process
Cellular component (GO): cytosol
Molecular function (GO): zinc ion binding; all-trans-retinol dehydrogenase (NAD+) activity
Source: RefSeq, a predicted model, not a curated record
CAGAGCAAAGGCACCAUGAGCACUGCAGGCAAGGUGAUCAGAUGCACCAUGGUAUCAUGGAAUCCUAGUUCCCCAGUUUCUAUUGAGGAGGUAGAAGUGGCCCCACCAAAGGCAAAGGAAGUUCGCCUAAAGGUGGUCGCCACGGGAUUCUGUGGUACAGAUUUCAAAAAUCUGGGCGCAAACAGAAACACCUAUUAUCCCAUCAUUUUCGGCCAUGAAGGAACUGGAAUAGUUGAGAGUGUAGGAGAAGGAGUAAGCACAGUGAAAACAGGUGAUAAAGUUAUCAUAUUGGGUAUACCACAAUGUGGAGAAUGUAACACUUGCCUGAAUUCUGAGAGCAAUUUGUGUACAGAAAUUAGAUCAUCAGAAACCCACCUGAUGCCCGAUGGCACCAGUAGGUUCACCUGCAAGGGGAAGUCAGUAUAUCAAUAUGGUACCAUAAGCACCUUUUCUGAAUACACUGUGACAAAGGAAAUCUCGGUUGCCAAGAUUGAUGCAGCUGCUCCUCUGGAAAAAGUGUGCAUACUUAGCUGUGGGUUUUCCACUGGCUUCGGUGCUGCAAUCAACACUGCCAAGGUGACCCCGGGGUCCACCUGUGCCGUGUUUGGCCUGGGAGGAGUUGGUCUGUCUGUCGUCAUCGGCUGUAAGGCAGCAGGAGCAGCCAGGAUCAUCGCAGUGGACAUCAACAAAUACAGACUUGAGGAGGCCAAGACAAUGGGUGCCACUGAGUGCAUCAACCCACAGGACAUUGAGAAACCCAUUCAGGAAGUCUUAUUUGAUAUGAUGGGUGCUGGUGCAGACUUUUGCUUUGAGGUCACUGGAAAGCCAGAAACUGUGGCAGCUGCCCUGGCCUCCAGCCACAAGGACCAUGGGGUCUGUGUGAUUGUUGGACUGAUAGGUGAAAAUGUUCAACUCAACAUCAGUACAAAAAUGUUUUUCUCAGGACGUACUUUGAAAGGCUCUGUUUUGGGAGGCUGGAAGACUAGACAGCACAUUCCCAAACUGGUUUCUGACUAUAUGGCAAAGAAGUUUAACCUAGAUUCAUUGAUUACCCACACUCUGACUCUGGAUAAGAUCAAUGAAGCAGUUGAACUAAUGAAAACUGGACAAUGCAUCCGCUGCAUCCUGCUGCCUUAAUUCCAAGGUGUGCUGCGUAUUAAUCAGCUGACUUGCAUUCUGUAUGGUUUUCAUGAUUUAUAAAUUAGGUGAAUCAGCCACACAAAGCUUUUCUAUUUUCUUGCUUCCAAUUCACUCAGGAGCAAUCUCAUACCUGGCUCCUCACUUUAUCACGUUGUCAAAAUUGUUCUCACAUGACACAGUGCCAUGCAGGACCAUUCUCCCUUUUACACCUGUGUUACAGUUCACACCAAGAUGCCCUUAUUGGCAUAGGUGCCAAUAAGACCUACAUUUCCUCACCCAUUGGAUCUUUCUCACAUGGUAUUAAGGUAGACCUGCAGUUCUGUCCAUUGAACACCAAAGAAAUAAGACUCCCACCAAUAUAUAUACAUAUAUGUGAACUAAUAAACAAUUAAGCAAACUUUAAAAAUCAACACAAAAAAAUUGAUAGUAUCAACUCCAAGUUAUCUGAAAUGGAAAUCAAGAAAGAAAUCUUACAAUAGCUGUAAAUAAACUAAUAAGUUAGGAAUAAGUUUAGCCAAAGGUGAAAGACCUCAGGCUGGAGACAUAGCUCAGGGGUUAAGAACACUUGUUAUUCUUCCAGAGGACCCAGGUUCAAUUCCCAGCACCCACAUGGUGGCUCUGUCACCCCCUUCCAGCCUUUAGGGGGAACUACUCACAUACCAGUAAACAAACCAGCAAUCAAAACACUUGUACAAAUAAAAAUAAAUCAUUUUUUAAAAAUUU